AUGGCUGCCGCAUCUUCAGAUGACCCGGGUCCACCAGGUGAGAAGCGAUUUGAAAUCAAGAAGUGGAGCGCGGUGGGCCCUCUCCUAGCCCCGCGUCAGCGGGCAGCCUGGCGGCAUGCCGACUGGAGAAGCAUGCAAGGCUCCACGGCCUCCACAGGUGCCACAGGCAAUGGCAACGUGCGGACGGAGGAUGAAGGGGCCCGUUGCCCUUUUCUUCUGGAACAUGACGACAGCAAGAUUGUCAUCUGCAUGUGCAACUACUACUCCCUGGGGCAGGCCGAGUUGGCCCGAGCGCUGUUGCAGAUCAUUGCCAGCAGGAACUUGGCCAAGGCACUGUUCUGCAUACAACUUGCACUGCUGCUAGUGGCUUUCUUUGGCUCUCAGAUGUCUGAGGAAGAUCAUCUGGUGCUCCAGUUCUCGGAUGGAGGGCCUGUGCAGAGCUCACAAGAUGCUUCCAUGCUUUUGCGCUUCUAUGCGAGUUGCAGGUUCCGUGCCCGCUUGCAGCUUUACUGCUCGAUCAAACAUGGAAUCAUGGCCGUUCGCGUCACGGGACGGCGAAGUGGUUCCGGUCAACAAGAAAAAGCAAUCGUGGCAGCAGAAAGAGGCUACUGCGGAUUGGUGGUCUUCAACAGGAGAAGCGGCGUGCCUCCACCCGCAGUCGGGAUCUUGGAGCUGCCGGACAUGACAGCCGGUCGGGAGCGAGAUGGGAAUGUGGCAGUGCCCGCUUGGCUCGUCUCAAAGGAGGACGGCCUGGCGCUUCUGGCUGCACUGGCCUCCGGAACCUUGCAGGCGGAGGUGAUUGAGCAAGAAAGAAAGCCCCCAUUGUGGGUCGCACAGGCGGACAGCUUCGGCAUCCGGGAUUACCAGCUGGUCGCAUGCAUGCAGCGUUGCGAUCUGGUCUACGUCUAUGUCUCAUGGAUCGCGAAGAGCUUCAUGCCCGAUGAUGCUCGAGGGCGUUCGAUUGCCAUGGGCAAUCGCUGCAGCUGGAAGUCGGUGCUGAUGGUGAUCGAAACAGGCGAAGAUCGGUCAGGGCCCUGUCUUUCCACCUUCGUGAGGGUCUGGUCGGCCUGCGAAGUUUGGGCCAAGGAGACCCAGAUGCAGGGUGCCGGUGCCGGCUUCAUCGACUUCCAUCCAACUGCCGCAGGGAGCACUCAACGUCCGCCGCGAAAACAACUUCUUCGCUUUGCGCUCGUCAACGCAGGCAACGCAACCACGCGCAGCCUCUCCGUGCAGUCAGCAGGCAAGGUCCAGCAAUGCCCUCUGCAGCAGGUCCCGUUCACGCAAGCACAGAUGGUGCAGCCGCGGCACGGCGCCGCAUCUCCGACGGCGUCGCAGGGCUCACUGCACCGUGCACCUCGCCUGAGCUGGCCUCCGAGUUCACAGGGACACCCGAGUGUUCCCAGCACACCUUGCACUCCCAGUCCUAAGCCAUUGCCAUGCCAGGGUUCUCAGACCAGCAGGACCUCGCGGGAAGGCGCACCUACGCGGCUCGCCUCGAGUCAGCUAGGAGCCAUGAGUCCAUCACGGCCAGCGGUCCAGGGCCAGGGCAUGCUGUCAAGCCCUCCCAGCCGCUCCGAUAUCCUCAGCGAUGGAAGCGAGGUACCCAGUCGGAAGACAUUGCCCUCCGGCGUGAGACUUCAGGUGAGUACGCAAGAGGACCCGCAGCACGGACUGCAGGUCCAGAGUGUCAUGGUGACGAAAAGAAAUGAGAGGAGCACCGAGGAUUUGCAGAAGGAAGUUGCCAUCCUUACGAACCUCCUCCAUCAGGAGCGCCGGCAAGCCAACGAUGCAUUCAACAAGCUCCACAACAAGUGGUCCUGCGACCUUCGUGCCAAUGAGGACUUCAUCAAGUACUUGCACAACGAGAAAGAUCGGAUGCAACAAAAGCUGGAGGGCCUCGAGAAUGAGCGCAAGGGUGUCAUUGCCCAAUGGCAGCAGCUUGUGGCCGAGAACGAGGACUUGCGGAAGGAGCUGCGAAGCAAGAACAGGCAGCUGGAGGGUGAGAACAGUGAGCUGAAAGAGGCGCUAACAAAGCUCCAGAACAGGCUUGAGGAGUUGAACAGCUUCGAGAACUUCGCUGAUGGUGAGCUUGAAGAUGCGAGGGCCAAGGUAGCGAACAUGGCACAUGAGCUUGAGGGUGCGCAGAACCAGGUGGCCAAGUUGCAGAAGGAAAAUGCCUCUUUGCAGAAGCAGGUAGAAGUCCAGCGCAAGCUGCGUGAGGAUGAGCAGAGAGCCUCCGAGGAAAAGAACCGCCGCUGGGCUCGGGAGUGCAGUGGCGUUGGAGCCGGCACCGGAGAGGAAGCUGCGCAGUCUCCGGCCACGCCGGAGCUUGCGACCUCCUCGGAAAACCGCCUGAGGAUGGCGAUGAUCGAUUCCUCAUCUUCUUCGGCUCAACUGAAAGAUGCCAUCUCCGCAGUGGAGUCUUUGCUUGGCGAGGCGAAACGUGAGAUGAAGAACAAGCAGCUGCGCGAGCGCCGGGCGGCCUUCGAGCAGCUCCACGCGGCCUUGGAGGCCAACGACGAGCAUGCUCUGGCCCAGGCCGUCGAAGCAGCGCGGAUGGCGGAGGUCGAGGCCGAAGACGUCGCAAAGGCCGAGGCCGGCGCUUGCGACGCUAACCGGCAGCCGAACGGAAAGCACUGCCGCACGCUUCAUUCUUCCAUGGAUUUCUUGCUCUCACGCCGCCACGUUGGCGAUCGCAGCUCAUGGCUCAUGGCUUGA
Messenger RNA from Symbiodinium sp. CCMP2592, 2718 nucleotides. The record is from the annotation of a GenBank genome assembly. Lineage: Eukaryota; Dinophyceae; Suessiales; Symbiodiniaceae.